This is a messenger RNA of Rhagoletis zephyria (snowberry fruit fly), 379 nucleotides long. RefSeq names its product glutamate decarboxylase-like. Lineage: Eukaryota; Metazoa; Arthropoda; Insecta; Diptera; Tephritidae. Gene Ontology annotation, molecular function: glutamate decarboxylase activity. Gene Ontology annotation, cellular component: cytoplasm. Gene Ontology annotation, biological process: GABA biosynthetic process. The record is from RefSeq and is a predicted model, not a curated record.
CGCUGCUGUGGCAGUGGGCAUCGCACGGCGGACCGCCCAGGCCAGCUCUGCAAAUUCGAGAGAACACACCAAGAGGAGAAGAUGUCGAUCAAUCCAAACGGAUAUAAACUGUCCGAUAAAACGGCGCGGCUCACGGCACAUGAUCUGCUGCCGACUACAGUCAGCGCCACUGCUGAAACCCGAGAGUUCCUCCAAAAGGUCAUCGAUGUCCUCUUGGAUUUCGUAAAGGCGACCAACGAUCGCAACGAGAAGGUGCUUGAGUUCCAUCAUCCAGAGGAAAUGAAAACGCUUAUCAACUUGGAGAUACCGGAUCGCGCGGUGACGUUGCAGCAGUUGAUUGAGGAUUGCGCCACCACACUCAAAUAUCAGGUGAAGACUG